Messenger RNA from Talaromyces proteolyticus, 5218 nucleotides. RefSeq lists its product as uncharacterized. Bases 93 to 5000 code for a protein of 1635 amino acids. The record is from RefSeq and is a predicted model, not a curated record. Lineage: Eukaryota; Fungi; Ascomycota; Eurotiomycetes; Eurotiales; Trichocomaceae. The transcript is spliced from 3 exons.
CGUUUUGCUCCACUUGAACUUUUACUUGAAGCUUGUUUCUAAACUUUGAACAAGGAGCGAACAAAUCGGCAAUUACCGGGCAUACUGCGAAAAUGAUUCCAGCGGCCUUACAGCUCCAGGCGCUGUUUGAGUCCCCGCACAAUCUCGCGCAGAAUCUCCGCAUCCUGGUUGACAAUGAUCCGUCAAUGAAGAACCUGACCUUCAUCAACUCAUGUCUUCUUGAUCAGAUACACACAGAGGCAAUUCCUUCUCAUAUUUUCCGUACCUGGCUAUUUUUAGCUUCUCGGCAUUCCUACCACCUUAUUCCAGCUGCACUUCAAGACCCGUCACGUGGAGUUCGCUGGGCUGGUAUCAGAGUCGCUCGAGAUCGUCUUUUCUGCGGCCCUCAUUGGAAGGUUCAUGGAUGGGACUUGCUUGGAGGCGCGGAAGGAAUCAAAGACAUUCUCGAUGGAUUGCCCUCGGCAGAAGUAAAACACCUUGUCAACGCCAUUUGUUACCACUGUGGCUCUUGCGAUAGACAAAUGGUGAUGGGAUGUAUCGAUGAACUCCUGACUCUGGUCGAGAAUACCAAUGCUUGGACGGAGAGGUCGUUGUCGUACCAUGCGUCUUUGUUGUAUGCGUACUGUCCCGCUCAAAAGGUGACUGACUAUUUAAGGUCACAAACAUCCAUUCCUCUCACCACCUUCAAACACUUAAGCCGUUUUCAUAUCACUCUUUUACGGAAUAUUGCAGUUGGGGCGACAGAAAUGGCGUCAGAUGUGCGGAAAAGUGUUAUAAGACUGUGUCGAAACCCAUUACUGCACUCGCAGGAAGAGUACAUCCCGAAUCGCUUCAAUGAAAUACAUACAGGCACGCCCCCAGGUCUGAUCUUCGGCAUGGACCUGUUGCUAGCCGUUGGAAAAGAGCCUGGUCUUCAAAGUGACUACGAAUUACAUGACUGGAUUCAAUCAAUCCUUCGUCUAGCCAUUCGUAAAAGCCAACCAUUUCAAUCCAUCCUAUUUGUUCUUAACUCGAGUCUAGAGUUGUGUCAGUCUAGAGGUACUUCAAGAUGGCUCUCACAAUAUCUUUCGAAAAAUAUCAUUCAACUCUGGUCAAUUGCCAAAUUCGGGGGUGUUGGGAGUCAUGCCAACACAUCCAGGGAAUUGUGGCAUUCCCGGUUUCGGACAGCGAAUAAGAGUUCUCUAGAACAGUGCUUGAUUCAACAAGUGUUAAAAGUCGAAGACGACAAUCUCAUUAUUCAUCCAAGAGGUGCACAAUUCACAAAAACUGUGGCUAAACUACUCUCCCUCGUGCACAUGAAAGGAAGGCUUGAGCUUCUUCAGCUCUUGUGUCAGCAUUCACCGACUCUAAAGCUUGAUCUCACAGCCUGGCCUCCAUCAGAAAAAGAGCGGCAGUUUAUCCCUGUAUGGGACUAUGAGAUUCUGCGUAUUCUACCCCUUGAUAGCUCCAAGCUACUCUUCAAACGAUCCCUUCAUAUUUACCGUUGUGAAGAGUUUCUCCCCAGCUCUGAUUUUAAUCCCCAAAGUUCAUGGGCUCUGUCGUGGGAGGAACAAUCACUACUCUGGGUUCGUUGGGAGUGUUCAGCUAUCAAAAAAAAUGGCGGUUUUCCUGUUACUCUCAAAGUUAUUGAUAAGAUGAAGCAAAAAGCUACACGUGCACGAGAGGCUACUGGGCGCCUGUAUUGGGCGAACAAAGUGAUAAAAGUCGCCCUGGAAACACAGUCACUAGAUAUCUUUAAUGAUGUGGUGAAAUGGUGUAAAAGGUUCCUGCGAGACCCGCUGGUCUUUCCCGACUUGAUUGAUCGGAUAUUGUCUAAUGGCAGCCAUAUCCUCUCAUGUCAGGCUGAUUUGCAAUCCAUCACAAAGGCUUCAAACCCUCACCUUCUAAGACUUGUACAAAUAGCCAAUGGAAUUUUGAUGGAUAUUCUUGAAAUAUCAUUACUCCUUCUUCGCGAACCCUGGGCUCGAAUCCUAGUUCGAAGAUUGACCCAGAGGAUUCCCGGUCUGCUUUCUACCAUUAUCCGGGACAGAAUUGAUAUUGUAAAAUACAGCCGUCAUCUUGACUCUAUCACCGAACCAGAGAUAAUUGAGAUCUUUCUCGACCCUCUGAUACCGAUAUUAAUUCAUUACGAACGAGAAGUUAAUGCGGAGGGUCAAAAGGAGAUUUGUUGGAGCGGUCCGUCACGCUUAACAGUACUCCUUUCAUGUUCCAGUCUUCCCAGUCCAGGGGAACUUUCGUUUAUGGACCGGCUCGCAAAAAGUCGUGAUGAGUUUUGGGAACAACACCGUACUCGAGUAAACCCAGAGGUCCUCGAUCUGGGGGCUGGUUGGCCUAGAGGCCUUCCAAUCCAGCAUUUGGUAGAUGACAAAUUAUUGUUAUUCUACGCUAUGGAACGCCCCAGCGAAGCACCCUACUUAUCUUCAAGGGUAAAUGAGGUCUUGUUCACUUCGCUAGAUACCAUCAUGACUACCAUACCUGAGAAUACUGGCCCGAUUGAUUGCUUCGUAGAUAGCCUUUGGUUUGCAAUUAGUGCUCUAGUUGUGAAGGGCGAACCGGCAGAAAAGGUACAUCAUAUUCUACGCAUUUGGGAAUAUUACUCCUCGAAGUUGCAGCCGCAUUCUCUAUAUUUAAAGUUGUUUCAAGACUGGUUAUUCAAGAAAGUUCAAGCCGGAGAAAUGAAGGGGGCAGCCCAUCUUAUUCGACCACCUUCCUCCGUCGAGCCGACAUUUCGAAGGAUCCCAAAGGGGCCAGAGGUGAUUGAAUGGGAUCCUCAAGCUGGCGACGAUAAAACCGUCCAGGUUGCUUCAGGUAAUGCCAACGAGAAGCCAAUAGAAGUACCCUACACGAUUCUAAAUUGUCGCAUGGAGGGCGAAAUUCCUGCCAACACUCGAUCUAUUACCAUACACCCUCAACCUAUCCUAGAGCCUCCCUCAUUAUGGUCAUUUGCAAAUAGUCGGGGUGCCUCAACUGACUUGACUGAUUCCAUCGUAUUGUCGGCCUUGCUGUUUCUAGAUACUUUCACCAAAGGCGCUCGAAUCCUGCGGACUAAAUUUCCUGACGUGGAACACCCGCGCUAUACACCCAUAUAUUUAGCAGAUGAAUUCAUCACUAGAGAGACCAAUGCCAAUUCGGGAGGCACAUUAAGUAAACCACUCACUGCCUUGAGAAAAUGCGUCAAUCGAGUUCCUUCUCAAAUAUUGCGGGAUCUUAUUUGGUCCUUCUUGGAUACUCUGAAAGAGGAGCCAGAUUCGCCCAUGUAUUCAAGACUGCUUUUCUGCACGUCCGAUUUGAUCCAAAUUUUGUUAUCAACUGAAAAACCACAGCUUGCAGUCGAUGUGGUGCUUCGAAUAUGGAAAGAAUUUGCAGGUGAAUCUUCGUGGCAUCGUAAGAUUAGUCUCGUCAAGAUUGGGCGAGUUCUUAGCCCGAAGCAAGCUGGUGAACUUAUUACAAGGUUUUCUGAGCAUGUUUGCGAAGGGCUCAAAGCCCAGCAGCAGCAAGGGGGGGAUAAAGUUUUCAUUAAGGUGACAACGGCAAAGAUGCUUGCACAGGUUUUAGCCCAAGCGGACUUUCUCCCCCAGUCUACUCGAAUGGACCUUCUACAGAACAUGCUCGAUGUCAGUCAACAUAUUGAUAUUCGAAGGGAGAUCGCAGCAUCGAUUUUAGCACUUGUUAGUAUUAGUGACAGCGACGAACCAUAUAAGGCCUUUGCUUCCAUCGCUUUAUCUGCCGCAGGACCGAACGAGCGAUCCAAGACUACUGAAGAAGACUGGAAUGCAGUGGAAAGUAAUGGUGGCCCAUUACCUUUCGUUGCCCCAGGCUCAGAGCAUCCAAUCCUGGAUGUGGUUGUUUCUACAGCUGCGACGCAAAUACCACAGAAACUUCGGUCCCACUAUGUUCGGAAAGUUUUGCUACCAUUACUUGAAGAAUCGACUCGCCAGCAUACUCGAUGGAUGGCCGCAAUAGUUUCUAGAAUUGGUCUAUCAAUAUCAGAUCUAGGAAUUACAGAACUAGAAAUCGGUCCAUUCUCGCUAUGUCUCAUUGACACCAUUCUUUGGCAGUGGACCGAAUAUCUCCCAAACACAUAUCUAAAACAUCAUCACCGUGGCUGGGCUUUGAGCUAUCUACACGGCGCAUCUUUUAGUCGCAUAAAUGAGAAGCUUAUCAGCACCCCGGAUACUACUUUACAGGAUAUCAAUAUCCAAGAGCAUUGGAAUAUGUUCCUCAAGUCUCAGAGGUCUCGACCAGUUCUCUACCCUUUACACCGCCUGCUUGUUCCUACGCUCAGCCGGUCAUUGAAUGAUUUCAAUGCCGAGAUGGUUAUAGAAGACUUCAUCUUCCGCACUCAAGCGAUAGCCAGGAACCCGGUUCAAUAUGUUGAUUCGCUAGACAAAUACAAAGUUCAUCCAGGAUAUACUCUAGAGCUCUUGUGGGAUCUUAGAAAGAGUAGAAUGGUGGGUUCUCUCGAAGGUCCUGUCCUGAGAGCAAAGAAUUACGAUAAAACUACCGAAGUCAUGAGGCGGAUAAUAGCCUUUUCUAAGAAGGUUCGGCAAGAAGGAUGGUCAACUGAGCUAGCAGUUGGAUAUCCGGUCACAUUGCCAACCACUUUUGAACAUGAAAUUUUGAUGAUGCCAUCUCCACUGUACAAUGCAACAGCAUCAGAAUUUAACACUGCGGUAGAGAUAUUCAUUUUGUUAAUAAUUGAGCUGAUACGGAAGUAUGCCACAGACUCGGUCUUGCUCCUCCGGUUCGACGCUCUCCAAUUGAUCAUGAAGGAGGUCACCAUUCAGAACAUGGCGGCUUGUGCAUUACGGCUUGGGUGCAUCAAAGACGAGCCGCGUAAUGACGUCGAAAUAUUCGUUAGGAUAAAGUUGGCACGGGAUUUAUUGAGAAGCUUGCGGGAAAAUAAUAAGGUAUUGGACAAAAAUAUCCUAGACAUGAUUGAGGAAUGGAAGAGAAGUGACAUUGAACUCGUCCGGCAGAUUGGAUGGGAAUGUGAGUAGACUGCUGCCAAUAAUGUACGACAGCAACUUCUGCAGCAAUUUUUAUAAAUCCAUCUCUUACAGAACAAACAAAACCUCGGCUAUUUCGUCAUGCAGCCGACUGGUAAUAGCUCUAUUGUGGAUCUUCAAUCACCUAGCCCAUUCUAAGGUUUUGUCCCUCUUUUCGCAAUGCUAGGUCAACGACCUCCAUUUACAGACACGAUCGCGUUAAUAGAGCC